Molecule: messenger RNA, 903 nt
Organism: Penicillium riverlandense
Lineage: Eukaryota; Fungi; Ascomycota; Eurotiomycetes; Eurotiales; Aspergillaceae
Product: RTA1 domain-containing protein
Exons: 3
Coding region: 1-903 (300 amino acids)
Cellular component (GO): membrane
Source: RefSeq, a predicted model, not a curated record
AUGGCAGUGGAUACUAGAGCCACGGGCGACGUCUCUCGAUACGAUUACAAUCCAUCACUAGCAUUGGCCAUUGUUGCUGCUGUUCUCUACAGUAUCGCUUUUGUUUUGACUUUCAUCCAAUGGAUCCGAUACAAGGCGUGGGUGUGGGUGGUGAUGGUCCUUGCUUCUGCAAUGGAGGCGGUUGGCUACAUCGCCCGAUGCAUUUCCGUCCAGCAUGUGACCAAGAAGCCCGUCUACGUCCUACAGUUCUCUCUCGUCAUCCUGGCUCCAGUACUCAUGGCAGCCUGCUGCUACAUCCUAUUCAGUCGCAUCCUAUUUCUGAUAGUUCCCUGCGAGGAACGCACCUUCCGACUCUGCUGGGUCCCCCCGCGAUGGAUUACUCCGAUCUUCGUUGGUUUUGAUGUUGUUGCGCUCCUUCUCCAACUGGUUGGAGCUGUGAUGGUAGCUUCCGUCAAUCCCGGUGACAAUGAUUCGGCGAAUAAGCUCAACCGGGGCAAGCACAUUGCCCAAGGGGGUCUCGUUAUCCAACUAGCGGCGUUUGGCUUCUUCUCGGUGGCUGCCGUUCGCUUCAACUUUACCUCUAAACGGUUCUCAAAGAGUAUUCAUGAACGCUACGAAAGCUUUGGAGAGAAACAGUAUGUGAUUGAUGGGAUUCCGAAGGACAAGCACUGGCCAGCCUUGCUACGGGUUGUGAAUCUCACCACACUCUUGAUCUUGGUCCGUUCAAUCUAUCGUCUUGUCGAAUUCACUCAGGGUGCAACAGGAUAUCUCAACAGUCACGAGUGGGCCAUGUACGUCUUUGACGCAUUGGUAAUUUACCCCUGCGUCGCCCUUUUCGUCUACUGGCAUCCGGGGAGGUAUUUGCCCUACAUGGGAUUCCGGACGCCCAAGCAAGCUCGCUAG